This is a messenger RNA of Aspergillus nidulans FGSC A4, 2434 nucleotides long. RefSeq names its product HET domain-containing protein. NCBI's taxonomy places the organism in Eukaryota, Fungi, Ascomycota, Eurotiomycetes, Eurotiales, Aspergillaceae. Bases 1 to 2382 code for a protein of 793 amino acids. The transcript has a single exon. The record is from RefSeq and is a predicted model, not a curated record.
AUGCUCUAUUCGGAGUUGAAACGGGGUGAGUUUCGCCUCCUGAAGGUUCAUGCUGGUGAAGCCGGCAAUGAGCUGCACUGCAAUCUUGAAGUCCGCACAUUGUAUACGCCUCGCAUGCAAAGCGAACGGCCCCCUGGUGAUCGAGCACCCGAUCCUGAGCCAUACGAGGCUUUGUCAUAUGCGUGGGAGUCUCGUGAGCCCCAACAAUCCCUCAACAUAAUCCAAUGCGACGAUUUUCAUACCGUCAAGGUUUACCCCAGCCUCAAAGCCGCCCUGCUCCAGCUUCGCCAGCCUCGCUCCCCUCGUUACCUCUGGGUCGACGCGCUUUGCAUAAAUCAAAAGGAUAAAGAGGAAAAGGGUGGCCAGGUCAAAGAAAUGUGGCGCAUCUAUAGUCAGGCGCAAAGGGUCUGUGUAUGGCUCGGGCCUGAAAAGGACGAGAGCUCCAGGGCCAUUCAUUUCAUACAAAAUCGUCUCCAGGACGAUGACACCGAUAGCUUGAUGACUGAUGCGAACCUGGCGAAGGACUGGGCCGCUCUUUAUAAAAUUAUCACGAGGCCCUGGUUUAGUCGACGCUGGAUUAUCCAGGAGAUUGCGCUUGCCAAAACUGCCAUCGUCUACUGCGGUGGCGAGUCAAUCUCCUGGGACGUCUUUGCCAAUGCGACUUCGUUCUUUGUUAGCGCACCGACACGACUUCGUCACAUGUGCCGCACCUCGCCGGUAUUCAACUAUGAUGAACACCACUUUGGCGACUUGGGCGAGUCCGCAGCUGCGCGACUCGUUGAUCUCGCCGGCCAUAUCUUCAGCAAGGAAGAUAAUGGUGUUAUCCUGGGCAGAUCACUUCCUCUGGAGGAGUUACUGUGCAGCUUGCACAUGUUCAAUACGUCGGAGCCGCGCGACGCGGUUUAUGCCAUCAUCUCGAUUGCGGAAGAUGCAAAACCUGGUUUCAAAGUCCCAGAAGAAACAAGCACUGUCCUCAACGGAGACUUUCUGACGUCGUCUCCGCGUCCACUCAGUCCGAUAACUGAACAUUUGUCCUCGACUACUGCAGAUCUCUCUCAGCUGCGCCGGCGAUCGUCUUCGGUUGACCUUCGAGCUGGAAAUGGGAACUUGGGCCCCGCGCUAUCCACGAACUUCCACGGACAUAAGCGAGCACUCUCACGUUCGAGCGCUCAGGAUGACGUGCCUCCUACGCGCCUGAAGCUAGAUCAGCCUCAUUCAGACGCUGUGCCGAACAAUGAUGAUUCUGUUCACACCAGCGGCGGGGUGCCAGGUAUUCUGGUGUCAGGGCCAGACCAAUCGCACCCUCCUCCGAGAUCUGGGUCAACUCUUACUACCGAGACUGCACCUGACCAUCCCAGUGACCUUCAACAUCCACAGACGCCGCAUCUGGAACCUAGGGGUAGAUUCGCGUCGUUCAGCUCCGCAUCAUCCACUCGAGAGGAAGCUAUGCUUAACAAGGCGCUAAAGCGCAUAGAGAGAAGCUAUAUAGAUUCACGUAUCCCAGUGGACUACACAAAACCCCUUCAUGAGGUCUGUAAGGACGUGCUCAGUUUCACCUUCAGAGCCUCAAAUUCACUAAACAUGAUCUGCCGCCCCUGGGCACCAACCGACCCCUCGCUCCCAUCAUGGGUCCCCACCAUGUCAAACAGUGCAUUUAGCUUAGCAGGAGACGGUGUCUACGUGCGCGUUAGGGCAGAUCCAUUGGUCGGCGGGCCUCGUCCGGGCCAGGGCUUCUACAGAGCUGCUAAGAACGCCCCAGCCCUCUGGUCUUUUGGCGAGACCGAGGAUAAUCGGCCAUGUCUAACAGUCACCGGCUUCGAACUAGACACAAUAAAGGACAAAACAUCCCCCGCAGCCUCCGGGGUCGUACCAGGAGAAUGGAACGAGUUCGUUGGCUGGACAGAUCCUCACACAGCCCCGCCCGAUCCGUUCUGGAAAACCCUAGUUGGGAACCGUGACGCAAUGGGCCAGCGUGCCCGGACUUUCUGGAAGACGGUAUGCCAACGGGCCUUCCAACGUCGGCCCCCGAACGGCGACUUAAAUGUAGAGAAGACAAUGCGGACCGACAACCGCGACCACGUCAGAGAAUAUCUGGAGCGGGUGCUGAGGACUGUCUGUUCGAGAAGGCUGGCCAUUUUGAGCAAUAUUCCUCCGAGCCAUUCACUUUCCUUAGUGCCAUACAAGGCGAAGAAGGGCGAUAAGGUGUGCAUUAUUAACGGCUGCAGCGUUCCAAUUUUGCUGCGCCGUAGUGAGCAAAAGACGGGCCACGAAGACUAUUAUGAGAUGAUCGGGGAAUGUUACGUGCAUGGUAUGAUGGAUGGCGAGGCAUCGUCAUAUAAGAAGAAACGGGGGAUCAGAGAUGCGACCUUCUGCUUGAUUUGAAGACGUAUGCCUUGUUCUUAUACGAAAAAAUAAGUAUUCACGUAUACACCCA